Messenger RNA from Rhopilema esculentum, 1358 nucleotides. RefSeq lists its product as uncharacterized. The record is from RefSeq and is a predicted model, not a curated record. Lineage: Eukaryota; Metazoa; Cnidaria; Scyphozoa; Rhizostomeae; Rhizostomatidae. Gene Ontology annotation, molecular function: methyltransferase activity. Gene Ontology annotation, cellular component: nucleolus.
AUGGAUGACAAUCACCCAUUUGAAGUUCCAAAUUGGAUUGAUAUUGACUCAAAUCAAGAAGUUAUUGCACAGAAAGUAUUUUGCCAGAUUCCUAAACCUCCCAGAAAAAGGAAAAAAGAUAAUAUUGUACUAGAAGAUGUAAACAAUACAACUUACCUGGACGAGUUAAUGCUGCCAGAAGAUCCGAAUGAGAGACUGAAGUGUCUACUUAGUAAAUUGCAAAACAAAAACAAAAACAUAACUUGUAAUAAAGGCAAUAAAAAAGAAAGCAAAGUAUUAAAAGAUGGAAUCAAAAAGAAAACUACAACUUCGACUUUAGAAGUUAAUGGCAGCGUUUCUGAAAAACCUCAGAGAAAGAAGAAAAAAAAGAGACUUGCUAAGAAAUGUAGUUUAAUUAAUGCUGAAAGUAUGGAACAAAAUAAUGAUUGUGAUUCCAUGUUACCAAUAGCUAAAAGGAAAGAAUUGCCUGAAAAGUUAGCAAACAAGGAAGAAGGGAAACCUGAUUUCCCAGCUGUAACCAGGGAUCAACCCACUGUUAAGAGGAUUAAGUCAGCAAGUAGUAUUUCAAGUACUAUUUCAGCUGAAAAUGGUUUAGACUUUUCUGCUAAAGAGAAGUUAACAGGAAAAAGAGAUUUUAAAAGUAAACUGAAAUGCAAGUUAAGUGGUGCACAGUUUCGUUGGCUUAAUGAACAACUGUACACAAAGGAAAGUAAAGAUGCCUUUGAGAUGUUUUCACAGGAUCCAGCUUUGUUUGAUAUAUAUCAUCAUGGUUUUCAAAGUCAAGUGAAGUCAUGGCCACAAAAUCCAAAUGAUUUAAUGAUAAAAUAUCUGAAUGAAAGACCAGCAGAAUUACUUGUUGCAGACCUGGGGUGUGGUGAAGCAAAAAUUGCUCAAAGUGUCAAGCAAAAAGUGUACUCCUUUGAUCUGGUAGCUCAAAAUGAAUAUGUCACUGCUUGUGACAUGUCAAAGGUACCACUUGGAAAUGAGACAGUUGAUGUUGUGGUAUUCUGCCUGUCUUUAAUGGGUAAAAACAUAGUUGACUUUUUGAAAGAAGGAAACAGAAUUCUGAAACAAGGGGGUGUUUUAAAAAUAGCUGAGGUCACUAGUCGCUUUUUGGAUAUUCAAGAAUUUGUCAAAGAUAUUUGCGAUCUAGGGUUCAAAUGUGUUUCAAAAGACUGUUCAAAUAAGAUGUUUGUAUUGAUGGAAUUCAUGAAAGUGAGAAAAUCCAAAUCAAAAACACAUUUGAACAUCAGGUUAAAGCCAUGCAUUUACAAACGUAGAUGAUAAUGAUUUCCUUCUUGAAGUUAUUUAUCAAUUUGUGGUCUGCAUUCAUUCACAUAUUGGUGUAUUAAUACCUU